CAGACCGACAAGCUGAUACAGCAGGCACUUGAAGCCUACAAGUGAAGGAGAAAUCCCUUUUUGUGGGUCUGACAAGAGCUUUGGCUUGUAUUUUUUUCCCCCUGUGGACAAUGAAUUAAUUUUUGAAACAUUUUGCUUGUGGAAUUGCCUAAGCAGCCGUGGAGCGAAUUGUAACGGGCUUUAAAGGUCAUUCUGGGUGCCCGUGGGCAGGGAGUACAUACGUGGCAGCAAUACAUUUUGCAAACUGGGUUCGGGUUAGCUCGCCUACAAGGUACCAGGACUGGGACAAAGGGCGGGCAGUUGCGCCUGCGCCGACCUUCGGACCUUUAGGAAAGGAGUUUGGCCCCGCCCCGGAUGACGUCACGAUCGAGUUGCCAUGGCUCUGCUGAACGGUCUGGCUUCCGCGCUGGAGUCCUACAGGGGCCGGGACCGCCUGAUCCGGACACUGGGGUAUGGCUGCCAGCUCAUCGGUGGGGUCCUAGUGGAACAGUGUCCCAGCAGGUCCGAAGUGGGACGGCGCUUGCUGGUGGUGUCAGCCCAGCUCAGUCACUGCAGGACUGUCUUGCGACUCUUCGAUGACCUGGCCAUGUUUGUCUACACUAAACAGUAUGGUCUGGGGGCAGAGGAGGAGGACGUCUUCAUCCGAUGGUUGUCUGUCUUGAGUAACAUGGCUGACCAACUCUACUAUCCUUGUGAGCAUGUCGCCUGGGCUGCCGAUGCUAAGGUCCUCCAGGUGGACUCUGCUCGGUGGUGGACACUGAGCACAGCCUUCUGGAGUCUCUCUCUACUCCUUGGAGCUGUCAAGUCCCUGUGGACAAUGUUGAAGCUAAGGCAGAAGCUGCGCCCCACAGGCCCCUUUGCAAGCCAGCUGCCCAGGAGCAAGUGGAGAGCCGUGGAAGCAAGGAUCUGGUCAGAAGCUUUAACUCUGUUCAGCAACCUGGCUGACCUGGCAAAUGCUGUGCACUGGCUGCCCCCGGGUGUCCUGUGGGCCGGCUGCUUCCCUCCUUGGCUGGUGGGCCUCAUGGGUACCAUCUCCUCCAUCCUCAGCGUGUAUCAAGCUGCCAGGGCCGGCAAACAGGCUGAGGCAGACAGCCCUUGAUGAGGCCCUGGAGGCAGGCAGAGGACACUGUGGUGCUCAACGAGACUCAGAGUCCCAGAGCGGGAACCACUGGCUGGGGGCGCAUCCAUAAUUGUGUCCUCCUCCUCCGGUGCUGGCCCCUGGGUGGGGUGGGAAAGGGGCUCAAACGAGAUCUUUCCAGGCCCCAGCUAGGGUUUCAGGAGAAGCUGCUCCUCUGGGGGUGAGGGGACACACGAGAACCUCAGGGGCCCCGGAGCCAAGGCUUGCAGAGUCCCGGGAGGGCACUACUAGAGCCUCCCAUGGGCUGGCUUGCCUAAAGGGAGACAUGUUGUCCCUCAGGUUGGGCUUUGGCAAAGCUGGAAUAUAGGAAUGUCUAUUAAAUUUCUUGGUUUGGUGCCAAUU
Rattus rattus (black rat) is the source of this 1480-nucleotide messenger RNA. It is a transcript of the gene Pex11g, whose product is annotated as peroxisomal biogenesis factor 11 gamma. Gene Ontology annotation, biological process: peroxisome fission. The record is from RefSeq and is a predicted model, not a curated record. Gene Ontology annotation, cellular component: peroxisomal membrane. Lineage: Eukaryota; Metazoa; Chordata; Mammalia; Rodentia; Muridae.